GGCCUUAUGAGGAGCAGCUGAAGGAGCUGGGAUUGUUCAUCCAACCUUGGUGAUUCUAUGAUUCUGUAUAAGGCAUAAAUCUUCUUUUAAUUCUUAAAAUAUUUUAAAAUAUUUUCCUCUGAGCGUCCCAUGAAAAUCAGUGUUACUUUGCAGCAAUCAUCUGAAUGUUUUUGUGUAUCUUGUGUCAGUGAAGAAACUUGACCAAACAAACCCCAACAACAAAACAGAGAGAAUGGCAUCGAUCUCUAGACCUCACCGACAUGUUACAGACAAAUUCAACAAAUGAGAGCAGGCAAAAAGAAGAACGGAGCCUGAAAGAUGCUCCUGCCUCUUCAUAAAUGAAACAUCAGCCCAGAAGUAAACUUGACAGUCAGUGACUUUGUAAUGCAAGAAGCGCAGAGCACAAGCAAAAAUUGUGUAACACUUUCAGAUUCUCUGAGGCUGGAUCCAGGGCUCGCACGUCCCCUCGGUUAUCAGCAAGCCCCUUCCAUUUCAACCUGACUUCUGCGUCUAUCUGUUAUGCCUCUCUCUUUCUGAUCCCUGAAAUGAUCUCCGGCAUAUUGGCUUGAUAAAGAAUAAAGAACAAGGCUUCCGGGGGAAGAGAGAAAAAGUGUUACAGAGCAGCACUGAUAAGAUGAGUAAAUAUUACAAAAAAAGGAAGAAGAGCCAACGGAGUACAAUUUUACCCAGACCACCCCAAUGGACAGGGACACCAAGGGGAGGCCAAGGCAUCAGCUGCACCUCUAUGGAGCAAUGUGAAAACAGAUAGUGUUCUCCAUGGCAACGUGACAUGGUGAGAUUUCAGCCAAGACUUGCUUUGUCUGAUGGACAACAGGUUGAUCAUGAGCCAGCAGUGUGCUCUGUGGUCGGGAAGAUCAGCAGUAACCUGGGGUGCACUAAAAAAAGGGUGGCCAGCAGGUUGAGGGAGGUGAUUCCCUCUGUUCUGCCCUGGUGUGGCCACAUCUGGAGCACUGUGUGCGCGCCAGGCUCCUUGCUGUGUUGCCCAGCAAUGGCACAAGAGGCAACAGGCACACACUGGACCUCAGGGAGUUACUCUGGAACAUGAGGAAGAAUUUCCCUGUGAGGGCGGCAGAGCACUGGAGGAAGCUGCCCGGAGGGGCUGCGGAGUCUCCUUCUCAGGAGAUCAUCAGCAUCUGCUUGGAUGCUUUCCUCAGCAAUCUAACCUAGGGAAUCUGCUUUAGCAGACGGUUGGGCUGGAUGAUCUCGAGAGGUCAUUUCCAGCCUCUUCAGUUCUGUGAUUCUGUGAUGUUGCACCUAAGCACCUUUGUCUGUCCCGCCUUUUGCAGAUGGACCUGGGGUCUGCCCUGGUGGUAAUCUCAUUUCAUACUGUCUUUGACUCAGCUUGCAGCUGUAACUUCAGCCUGGCUAUGGUCAAGCAAAGAAUAGGCUUGUUACUGAGCAGGUUUCUUUUUUAAGUAGAACAGCAGCUUGUCUACAGAAGGUGUAGGCCAAGUUUUAGUGUCUUCUGACGCAGCGGAUGAAGGAUUAUCUGCUGGGCCCAAAUGCUGGGCAGAGCUGACCUAAGCAAGAGGUUUAAAAUGGCGCGCAAACAGUGACAGGGGAUGCAGGUGAUCCGUAGGGCAGAGAACAGAAAUAUUAAACAGAGCAAAUCUGGGAGGAGCCUCCUCGUCAUUUAUUUUCAAGAAAGAAGCAGUCAGAACUCAAGCAGAAGCAGGCUUCAUAGGGAUGGGGAGCACAGCAAUCCUGUGCUGUGAGAAGGAAGAUCGCUGAGUCUAGCAGACAAAACCUCACACAGGUGAGGUGCCUCCCAGCAGAAGCACAACAGCCUGGGCAGUCCAGCUGCUCUCAGGCCCACUUCCAAAGCGUUCUGGCUAAGCGGGCGCACACAUCUCUCCUGCUGAGGAGUUUGGUCUACGCCAUUUGAACCGGGGUCCAGAGCCAGCCCCGCCCGGGCGGGGCAGCGUGUCACAGUGGGGCCCUUUGUGACACGUCCCUGUGUCACCCAGGCAUAGCUGGCACCGACACGGCAGCCCCGCAGUGUCCGUCAGGACAGCGAGGAGACAGGGCAGCAGUGUGCGGGUCUGGCGAGGAGCCCCCCGAGCGCAGCCCACGUCGUUUUCCUCAACCCCCGGCAGCCCCGCGGCUGCCCCCUCCCCACCCUCAGCUCUCAUCCAGCAGGAUGGAGAGGAAACCUCCUAAACGCCCCAGGGUAGCCUGGGAGGAGAGUGGGGCUCCCCGGGAGAGGAAACCUCCACGGCAGCCCUACGAAGUGACCGAGGUGCAGCCACUGCGUGCUGAUGCUGACUGGUUGCCUGUGUACGCAGUGGAAAAGGAGGCUGUAGAUUGCAUCGAAGCCUAUGUCAAGAGGAAGGAAAAGGAUCUGGUGCAGAAGAUGCAGUUCCUGAACUGCAUUUGCCUACUCUGCAGCAGUGCCAUAAGGAAGGGCUUGACAGUCAGCCUGGAUAUCUUCAGCUUCCUAAAUGAUCUGCCAGAGCACAUUGAGGUUCUGUUGUGCGAGGAGCCCAGGGAGCAGCUGACCACAGCACUGAGAUACCACUGCAUGAAUGCUAUUGCUGCCUUGAGCGAAGCGAUGGCACUUUCAGAGAGCGGAAUAUUACACCUCUUAAAUGUGUGCUUCAAUGUCAUCUUCUACCUUCUUCCAACCAGGGUCUUGAACAUUUGCCUCUACAACCAUACCCUGAGUGCUAUGGACAACAUGCUACAGAUCGUGCUAGGCAGCCAUCCCACCUCCAGCGUCAAUAAGCAGCUGCAGAGCAUCUUUGAGUUGCUGCUGUCCUUCACCUACUCUGGGAUCAAAUAUGUGCGUGAGAGGGCCAUGGAGCGGAUCUGGAAGCUCUGCGGUUUCACAGCCAGCAGUUUCAGGCAGCAGCUGCUUGGAAAACUCCUGGACCCUCCUCAGACUACAGGCAUCGUCCUCAAGACCCUGGAAAAGACCACUGCUGACUGCAGCGCUGAGGACAAGGAGUAUGCCAGGAUUAUACUGGAUUUGGUUUUGAAAGACCCUGACACCUGGCUGACGGACGUGCCAGAGAUUCUGGGCUUCUGGAGAAAGAUGAAAAGGAACAGCACGUCAGUUCAGGCCAUCUUCCUCUCAGUGCUUGAUGUGCUGGCAGGCCGGUUUCCCAGGGAUGUGUUAACAAGCGUGUUGACCCAGCUACCACACACUGAUCAGAGCACUACCCUGGAGGUCUGGAAGAUGGUGCUUACCCUGCCGGAAUCUUCCGAGAGGAUCUUGAAUGAACUGUACAGCAUUCUCCAGGACAAAGAGCUGUGCAGGAUCGCCACAGCGGAGUCGGGCCUCCUCCAGCUGACUGUGCCAGAGAUUCUGGGGUCCAUCCAUAGAAGCCUGGAAAGAAACAGCAAAUCACUUCAAAAGACACUCUUCUCACUGCUUGAUGUUCUGACCAUCCAGUUUCCCAAGGAUGUGCUGAGGAGUGUGUUGACCGACCUUCCACAAACUGACAGCACUACCCUGGACAUGUGGAGCAGCGUGCUUCCCGUGCUGAAAACGUCAGAGCACAUCUUGGACGAACUGAGCAAUGUUCUCCAGGACCAGCGGUUGUGUGAGAUCUUUAAUGUCACCACAGCGGAGUUGGGCCUCCUUCGCUUGACUGUGAUACAACCCACAGAAGAGAACAUGCAGCAGUUGUGUCAGCCAGCACGCCUCCAGAGGCUUCUGAAAAUCGAAAGCCUGCCACUCCUCUGGCUGGUGCUCACAGGCCUUGUCCUGCUGUCCGAGAGACCUGAGACGGCAGGAGUGAUACGGGCUCUGUUUCCAGAAGUCAUGGAGACCCUGCGCUUUGCCAGCACGCCCAUUACUCUGAAGGUGCUCAAUAUCUUCAGAAAUGUAAUGCGCAAUCUGGGGAAGAGGCAGGCCAGUCCCGUUGCUCUGCAGCUGGCUGAGAAGAUUCUGCCUCUUUUUAAUCACGUGUCAAGUGAGGUGCGAGAAGGUUCCAUCCGCCUCUUCAAAGAUAUGAUGGAAGCUGUGGUGUGGUGUAAGAAGAGAAACAUGAAGAAGGCUGUGCGCAGGGGCCUGCUCCCUCUGCUCUUUCAGAUGAGCGACGAGACCCCGAGCGUAGCACAGGCAUCUGGGGAAGCCCUCGUGGCGUGUGCCAAGUUCCUGAAGUGGAAGGAGCUCAAGCACCAGGCCCGGGAGGAGAACACAGUGGGGAUCAGGAUGUGUUUGCUGCAGCAGGACAGGAGGAGAGUGGAAGGCUACCUGUGGCAGAGCCUGCCAUAUCUGGAGGAUUCUCAGGCCUCCCUGCGAUGCGAGGCUGUCACAUUCCUUGGGCUGGCUGUGCAGCACUCCAGGGAACAAAGUGAGGAAAUGCUGAAUGAAAUCUGCAAUGCCCUUCAGCCUUUGGAAGAUGACGCCCAUCCGGCAGUCCGUUCCCUGGCAGCUGGGACAAUCCAGAUGCUGAGACAUGAAAGGCAGCAGGCGGCAUCAGCACGGAGCAGGCUCGCAGCGCUUUGCUGCUGGCCCUGCAUCGCCAUCUGAAAUGUGUCAAGUGAGGUGCGAGAAGGUUCCAUCCGCCUCUUCAAAGAAGUGAUGGAUGCUGUGGUGUGGCGUGAGAAGGCAAACAUGAAGAAGGCUGUGCGCAGGGGCCUGCUCCCUCUGCUCUUUCAGUUGAGCAGCGACAAAGAAUGAUUCUGCAAAGCUUCUUUGCUGACAUUUAGCUCUUAAAAUAACGACAUUAUUUUUAGUAUCCUACGUUAUUUUAUACAUUUUAUGUUUUGUUAGUUUUGUAUUAAAUUAUAUUUUUACAUUUAAAUAUUUUUGUAAUAAAAUAUAUUUUUAUAUUUAUA
Molecule: messenger RNA, 4809 nt
Organism: Gallus gallus (chicken)
Lineage: Eukaryota; Metazoa; Chordata; Aves; Galliformes; Phasianidae
Product: maestro heat-like repeat-containing protein family member 7
Exons: 20
Coding region: 2162-4501 (779 amino acids)
Cellular component (GO): cytoplasm
Source: RefSeq, a predicted model, not a curated record